Selaginella moellendorffii is the source of this 1014-nucleotide messenger RNA. RefSeq names its product rac-like GTP-binding protein 5. Gene Ontology annotation, biological process: actin filament organization; cortical cytoskeleton organization; regulation of cell shape. The coding region runs from base 238 to 828 and encodes 196 amino acids. The record is from RefSeq and is a predicted model, not a curated record. NCBI's taxonomy places the organism in Eukaryota, Viridiplantae, Streptophyta, Lycopodiopsida, Selaginellales, Selaginellaceae. The transcript has 7 exons. Gene Ontology annotation, cellular component: cell cortex; cell projection; plasma membrane. Gene Ontology annotation, molecular function: protein kinase binding; GTP binding; GTPase activity.
GCUAGGGUUUUUCAUAUUUGUGCCGGGGAAGGAACGAGGGUUUGUGCUGGAUUAGGGCUUUGCGCAGCGGCAAGAUCCAGCUCCUCCGGCAUGGCGAUGGCUGCGCGCGCGUCGCAUUGUUCCAUUUGACAGGUUGCUUGGAUUUCUUCUUGGGAAUAGUGGGAUUUUUUCUCGAUUUGGGAGAGGAACAGUGGAAUGUAGGGUGCGAUCACAAGCAAAGGAGCUAGAACUCGAGCGAUGAGCACUUCCAGGUUUAUUAAAUGUGUCACUGUGGGAGAUGGGGCCGUCGGCAAAACAUGCAUGCUAAUUUCUUACACAAGCAACACUUUUCCUACUGACUACGUGCCUACAGUCUUUGAUAACUUUAGUGCCAAUGUUGUCGUGGAUGGCAACACUGUGAAUUUGGGUCUCUGGGACACCGCUGGCCAGGAAGACUAUAACAGGCUGCGUCCAUUGAGUUACCGAGGAGCCGAUGUUUUCCUUCUAGCUUUCUCACUUAUAAGCCGAGCUAGCUAUGAAAACAUUUCCAAGAAGUGGAUUCCAGAGCUGAAACACUACGCCCCGACGGUGCCUGUCAUUCUCGUUGGCACGAAGCUAGACUUGCGAGAUGAUAAGCAGUUUUUUGCCGAUCAUCCGGGAGCGACGCCUAUCACCACUGUCCAGGGCGAAGAACUGAGGAAGCAAAUCGGUGCUGCUGCCUACAUCGAGUGUAGCUCGAAAACCCAGCAGAAUGUAAAGGCAGUGUUUGAUGCUGCGAUCAAGGUGGUCCUCCAACCUCCAAAGCAGAAGAAAAAAAAGAAGAAGCAAAAGGCCUGUACGAUACUCUAGAGCGGAGUUGCGGAGUUUUUUAGAUGGAUCGCCACAGAGAACAUCAACCGGUUCCAUCGAUUUAACGUUACCAACAUAUCACACAGAUUGGAAAGAAAGAAAAUUUCUUAUUGCUACUAGCAUUUAGUACGUUAAAAAGGAUAUGCCAAGUGUAAGCUAAUUUUUAAGAAGAAAACCCACCCUCAA